Messenger RNA from Microstroma glucosiphilum, 1527 nucleotides. Its product is annotated as Arginase/deacetylase. The record is from RefSeq and is a predicted model, not a curated record. The transcript is spliced from 3 exons. NCBI's taxonomy places the organism in Eukaryota, Fungi, Basidiomycota, Exobasidiomycetes, Microstromatales, Microstromataceae. The annotation marks the transcript as partial.
CCGCGUGUAUGCUAUGCGCUUUCUCCUGCCCUCAUCUCGGCCUCGAAUGCCUUGCCUUCCAAUAUUGGCCGGUCACAGAUGGUACACUCUCUCGCGUAUCACUUUGGUCUGCUAGGUCUUCCAUCUGCGCUAGAGAAUCAAGCAACAUCAGUAGCAAAUUCUGAGGAGCAUGAAGAGGAUGCCUCCACACUGGUCAGAUUGCUUGCUGGAGGGAAUCCCGGUCAGAGCGAAGGCCAAGACGGACAUGGCAGCGGCAAAGAGCAUGCGGCUGCUACAAGUGUUGCCGAUCACCUGGAGAGAGCUGAAGUUAUCACUCCCGAACCUGCUACCGAGCAAGAGCUGCAAGCCUUUCACUCCGGGACAUACAUCGAAGUGCUUCUCUCUGGCAAAGAUCAACAGAGACCUAUGAACGACGAGGGUUGCGGGUUGGUGGACGACUGUCAUCGCUUUCCCGAGCUAGCCGGUCAUGUUCGACUUGUGGCAGGGGCUUCGAUAACAGCAGCCAAGUGCCUUGCAAAUGAUACAGCAGACAUAGCUAUCAAUUGGGAUGGUGGAAGACAUCAUGCACACAAGUCUCGAGCGGCUGGAUUUUGCUACGUGAAUGAUAUUGUAUUGGCUAUCCUCGAGCUCCGCAAACCUCGCAAGAUAGAUAUCAUCCGGGCUCAUGACAAAAGUAAAACCAAUGGCAACAAGCGCGGGCUCAAGCCACCUGCACUGGCUAGCAGGAAGCGUCGUACGGUCUUGAAGCGUCUCGAGAGGCUUCUGUACCUGGAUCUAGAUCUGCACUGGGGAGACGGGGUCGAAGAAGCCUUCCGAGGUUCCUCCUCUGUCCUCACUCUCUCGAUCCAUAAUCGAGCUCGAGGUUUUUACCCGGUCGCUCCUGAUGUGCUCACUGGCAGGAAUGACUUCGAAGAGGGCAAAGACACGUCUGAUGCUCGUAAAGAUGCCCAUUCGCUGCAUCUUCCCCUUCACCCGGAUGCAGGGCCAGGAAGCUGGGCUCGAGUAUGGUCGAGCUGUGUGAUGCCAGUCUUGGCUGCCUACGAACCAGAAGCGAUCGUGGUCCAGUGUGGUUUAGAUGGUCUAGCUGGCGAUCCCAUGAAGCAAUGGAAUCUUGACCUGAACAGUGUUCUGCUCUCGGUGGAUCACGUGCUGAGGUAUGCCCGGCAACGUCCUGGGAUCAAAGUCUUGCUGUUCGGAGGUGGUGGCUACAACUCCCCAAACGCUGCAAGAGGCUGGACUGCCAUCACGGCUCUUGCUCUCGGUCGACUCGACCUAGGUAGUGGCCACGGUCACAGCAGCGCACCACCAGAUGCCGAGUCGCCAGGAGCUCACAUCCGGUCAACGUGCUCCUUGGAAGGCAAGAGCAACGACGUUCUUUUGCCACCUGAUGUUUUGACCCUUCAGUCGGCCAUCCCAGAGACAAGCCCUGACUGGCCGCUCUAUGGGGCUGCUGCCACUCUCGAUAUCCCAGCCGGAGAUAGACUGGAUUUGCUGAAUGACGAGGAAUAUCUCCGUAAAGUGGAGCAA